Molecule: messenger RNA, 1269 nt
Organism: Chrysochloris asiatica (Cape golden mole)
Lineage: Eukaryota; Metazoa; Chordata; Mammalia; Afrosoricida; Chrysochloridae
Gene: VPS4B
Product: vacuolar protein sorting 4 homolog B (S. cerevisiae)
Exons: 11
Coding region: 1-1269 (422 amino acids)
Biological process (GO): vacuole organization; endosomal transport
Molecular function (GO): ATP hydrolysis activity; ATP binding
Source: RefSeq, a predicted model, not a curated record
AUGGCAUCUACUACAUACAACCUCCAGAAAGCCAUAGACCUUGCUGGCAAAGCAGCGCAAGAGGACAAAGCUGGAAACUACGAGGAAGCCCUUCAGCUCUACCAACAUGCAGUGCAGUAUUUUCUCCAUGUAGUUAAAUAUGAAACUCAGGGUGAUAAAGCCAAGCAGAGUAUCAGGGCAAAGUGUACAGAAUAUCUCGACAGAGCGGAAGUCCUCAAGGAGCAUCUGAAAAAGAAAGAAAAAAAAGCUCAGAAGCCCGUGAAAGAGGGGCAGCCGAGCCCAGCUGAGGACAAGGGGAAUGACAGUGAUGGAGAAGGAGAAUCUGAUGAUCCUGAAAAAAAGAAACUACAGAACCAACUUCAAGGUGCCAUUGUUAUUGAGCGACCAAAUGUGAAUUGGAGCGAUGUGGCCGGUCUGGAAGGAGCCAAAGAAGCCCUCAAAGAGGCUGUGAUACUACCUAUCAAAUUCCCGCAUCUCUUUACAGGCAAAAGAACCCCCUGGAGAGGUAUCCUGUUAUUUGGCCCACCUGGAACUGGAAAGUCCUAUUUAGCCAAAGCUGUAGCAACGGAAGCCAACAACUUUAAGAACUUGUUCCAACUUGCCAGAGAAAAUAAACCUUCCAUUAUCUUCAUUGACGAAAUUGACUCUCUGUGCGGUUCAAGAAGUGAAAAUGAAAGUGAAGCUGCGCGCAGAAUUAAGACAGAGUUCCUAGUUCAAAUGCAAGGGGUUGGUGUGGACAAUGAUGGAAUUUUGGUCCUGGGAGCUACAAAUAUACCCUGGGUUCUGGAUUCUGCUAUUAGGCGAAGGUUUGAAAAGCGAAUUUAUAUUCCUUUGCCUGAGGCCCACGCCCGAGCAGCAAUGUUUAAGCUGCACUUGGGGACCACUCAGAACAGUCUAACAGAAAGUGACUUCCGAGACCUCGGGAAGAAGACUGACGGUUACUCAGGGGCGGAUAUAAGUAUCAUUGUGCGCGAUGCGCUUAUGCAGCCAGUACGAAAAGUGCAGUCAGCCACUCAUUUUAAAAAGGUUUGCGGCCCUUCACGUGCGGACCCUAACCAAAUGGUGGACGAUCUGCUGACGCCCUGCUCCCCAGGCGAUCCCGGUGCCGUUGAAAUGACAUGGAUGGAUGUCCCUGGGGAUAAACUUUUGGAGCCAGUUGUUUGCAUGUCGGAUAUGUUACGGUCGCUUUCUAGCACAAAACCCACAGUAAAUGAACAGGAUUUGUUGAAAUUGAAGAAGUUUACAGAGGAUUUUGGCCAAGAAGGCUAA